Seriola dumerili (greater amberjack) is the source of this 3068-nucleotide messenger RNA. It is a transcript of the gene gpatch2l, whose product is annotated as G-patch domain containing 2 like. The record is from RefSeq and is a predicted model, not a curated record. Lineage: Eukaryota; Metazoa; Chordata; Actinopteri; Carangiformes; Carangidae. The coding region runs from base 91 to 1479 and encodes 462 amino acids. The transcript has 11 exons.
CAAAACAAGACAAGCCGCGACUGAAUAACCACAUGGGAAUAUCACCUUUUGGCUAAUCCAGGAAAUGAACAACCUGAAAGAACAAGCACCAUGAUGGAUGAGCUGGUGCAGGACCUGGUGUCUGCACUGGAGCAGACCUCAGAGCAGAGCAAACUGGGGGAGCUGUGGGAGGAAAUGGUCUUGAGUCCCCUGCAGCAGCGUCGGCAGAUCCGCCGCCGCAGAGUGCGCAGGCGCUACCGCGAGUCCCCUCUGUAUCUGACAGAGCACAGACGUUGCUGGAUUGAGGCCUCUGAGUCCAGUUUGGACGAGGCUAAACACUACAGGGAGAACUCUUCCUCGACCAUUGCUGCCUCUGUAGCCAACUGCAGUGACUCUGACGACUUGACUUCAACCAACCAGUGGCACUCCGUCAUGAGGGGCCCGGCCAGGACGAGGCAGCCCUCCUGGCCAGAGUCUGACUCCUUCAGUGAGAAUAAUCCAGGACGGCCACUCAGGAGGCGAAGGAAGGUCAAACGUAUGACCUCAGGCGUCACGGUCAGGCUAAAGCAGAAGUUAAAUGUUUCGGGUGUGGAUGGGAAACGGAGGUACAGGCCAUCUAGGAUGGAGCAACUGUCGGGAUCGAAGAAGCGGUCAGGUGGUUGGAUGGGAGCAGAAAGACAGACUGAAGGAGCCAGGCUGAUGGGAAAGGAAUGCUGGAAGAGGAAGAUGGCCAAGGAGCACAGAGAUGGUGCAGAUGAAAACAUGUCUGAAGGUGAAACCAGCAGCACAUGCAGCAGUGACCCUGGUCUUUUCACCAACGAUGAAGGAAGACAAGGCGAUGACGAGCAGAGUGACUGGUUCUUCGAGGGGGACUGUGGAGCUGGGACAGGCAUGGCAGGCUUGUUGCCCAACUGGGACUCAGACAACCAGCUUUCCCUUGAGGAUAACCGCCCAUCGCCCACCUUUCUGCAACCUGCACGGCCCUCUCAGAGAAGGUAUCAUUCACGUCUUAAACAACUGCCUGGCUCUGCUGCCUGCUGCAUCAGGAAGGAUAGGAGGAGGAUUCCCAGCAAGGGCAACAGCAUGCCAGUGUUUGUAGAGAGACUGAGACAUUUCUCCCAAGAUCCUUACCAGAGAGACUUUUGGCUGCCUUCUGUUGGAAAACGAGACCGAAGCCAGUUGAACCCUUUGUGCCCAUUACCCGUGUGUCCUAUUGACAUGGUGUCAGAGAGCUCCCAUCUCAGAUCUUCCUCUUCAAUCUGCAGAAACAGGAAGACUAACAUCACCCCAGGGCUGUCAUGCACAGGACACUUCAGGAGUAGGGAAACAGAAGCUGUGUCCAUCACAACAUCAGCUAGCAACCCAUUUCAUAAGGAUCACCAGAGAGAAGAGGCACAGGGAGCCAAUAACACCUCAACCCUAGAGGCCGUGGGGGCAGCCAGUGCAGCAGGUUCCCAGUCUUUUGCUCAGCCUGAAACUUUUUCUCCAGGGGGGCCAUGAGGACACCUGAAAACUGGACAAGCACCCAAGCUUGGGAGAACGUGAAAAAAAAAGGAAAUCUGUUGUGCCUGAGAAAAGGCUUCAACUCCUCUUGCUGCACAAAAUUUAGGACAAAGAAAAAAUACAAAGCACAUCAUCAAAUCAGCAUGUUACUGCUAGAUCCAGUCUUUCCGGGUAGUAUACUAAGUACGGCAAAUGUUAAUGCAAUCAAGCCUCGUUAAGCCCUCCGUCAUCUCCUCAAGGAAGACGGCAGCGUCAAGAGGCUCCUCGUUUAACUCAAGCCUCGGCGGCUCCUCCUGUUUCCACACACAUAGUCUCCAGGCCACCUGCCACCAUACAAUCCAACAAUUAUGUCCACUGUUGUAGCGCAGCGUUUGUCAGCGGGAACACUGGGAGGAUGGUCAGGUGAGGCUGGGUGGCUGCUGGAGGCUGGGUGGGGGGGGGGCAGCCAACAAUAGCUGUGCUGCAGCACGUAGCCAACUCUGAGACAGGAGCACAUCAGAAUGUUUAGCUGCCACAUGCUGCUACCGGGUUCAGUGAGGCGACCACCAGUAGAGAGCCACACAAAGUACAGGCCUCCUAUUAGCAUUGAUUUGAAAAGCUACAGUUUGUACAAAGGUGCUCAUUAGCACAACACAGAGGGAGCGUAGUCGCGGUCCGUGGAGGGCCGUCUCUGUUCUCUCCAGCUUACCUUCCAUAUUCAAAUUUCCCCCAAACGUAUUUAAGUUGAAGGCCGGCUACAAAAUCUGUUUGAACAGCCUGUUUUUCAGCGGUGGUGGAUACGUUGCUUGUGGAGCUGUGCAGACGGUGGAUGAGAGCCAGCAGAGCGGGGUUGGAGGAGCUCUUGGAGACAGUAGAGGAGGGUUGUACACGGUAUUUUCACCUACCCUUGGGGUAUACAUUUCCCUGGCUCCCUCGGCAUCAGAUGCAUUAAAAGAUCAAUGGCAGCAUACAGUGAGAUCAAACACAACAGUUCUCGCCAAGCUGGUAAACAAGCAGAAAAAUGCAUUUGCUGGAGUCAAGUGAUGUGCAUUCUGCUUGACAUGAACCAUAUGGGUGAUAACUGUUAUAGGCUUUAAAACAUGAACAAAAACUCCUGCGUACAACCACGUCAUCUCUGUUGUAGUCUCAUCAGGUGUUUUGCAAUAAAACAUCAACCUGAAGGGAAACAGCAGAGUGAUUUUGGUUCUGACUAAAUAAGUUUUUUUGUUGUUAAAAAUGAGACGUAUUAAAAACCCUCUUGACGGAACAGGUACGCACUUUUGUAUAAUGAUUGCAGGAUAUCUUUUUAGUGAAAUUAACUGCAUAAUCAUCAGCCACAUAUCGCAUGUCUUUUCAGACACUUUAAAGCCUUAUUUAAGAGAAGAAUCACAUUUAGUAGAAUGAGAUUUGCCAAUUAACGUGAGUUAUACGUCUGCAAUAAUCCGUCUGAGAAGGCUUUAUGUGAUCAUGUUGGCCAGGGAUGACAUUUAUAAAUGCUGUGUGUGCACACUCGUCUAAAUGGAUGCCUCACACAAGACAUCCUGCCACAGGAAUCAGUCAAAGUGUUGAGGCAGAGAGCACCCCCAACCCCACCCCCCACCCCCACC